Drepanopeziza brunnea f. sp. 'multigermtubi' MB_m1 is the source of this 2226-nucleotide messenger RNA. RefSeq lists its product as uncharacterized. Lineage: Eukaryota; Fungi; Ascomycota; Leotiomycetes; Helotiales; Drepanopezizaceae. The record is from RefSeq and is a predicted model, not a curated record.
AUGUCUUCCGCAACCAGUAAUCUCUCACUCGCCCGCUCGCGGAGCUUGCGGAUUCCACCCCCAAAUUUGGUGAAGUCCACUACGACUACUGCGACGACAGCGACGGUAACAGCCCAGCCCCUUGCUGGUCCGUCGAACAUAACGCUCUUCCUCACGAAUCUGCGACUCCUGGACUUCGACCUACGCCCAGACUGGCCGGACAUCUCGGCGGUGACAUUCUCGACUAAAGAUGCGCAGCAGAAUCAAAAGAAACGGAUUCAAUGCGUCGAGUGGGCGCUGUAUCAGCUAUUCGCCCUCUGGGACCCGGAAGAGACUCAAAAUAAGCUCCAACCAUUCUAUCCGCCCCUCGAGCCUUUACAGUCGCUCAAUCUGCGCGCCGCACUUUUCCGAAGCCUCGACCAAGCGAAAAAGAAUGGUAUUCUUGGACGGGAUACUGUCUUGAGAAAGACGAUGUUGGACGAAUGCAAAGGGGAAAGGUUAGACGAAAUUCUCGCAGUUUUUUCGAAUGCGGUUCUAAAGAAGGUUCUGCAAUCCGAAGGGUCGGGAUAUGAGGCGCUCGCCCAGCAGUUGGCAUCGGAAAAUUUCUCUUACAGCGGGGAACGGACAGUCCUUUCGGCGCUAAUUGUGGCGCACAAGGCUUCUUUGAGCAAAUUUCUGCGGACAAAGGGGGUUGCGAGGGCCAGGUACCAAGACUUUUCGGAUCUCCUCAAAUUGAACGAUCGAAGAAUCGCCCGAAGGCACGAACAGUUGAAGCAGGUGAUCGAGGAAAACAAGGAACAUGGAACAUUACCGCAGAGAGAGGUUUACGAGCUCCAAGAUAAAGUGCAGAAGAAUUGGUCUGGUAACACCGAGUGGCUCGAAACCAUCCUCUAUGGAGACAGCAGAUCGAACGCUGAUGGGCUUCUGGCUACAAGAUUCGACAAGGUCUGGAAGAAUGUAGAUGCGGGUAGCAUUGGCGAGGUGGAGGGUACGAAUCGAAUUGGACUUUUGGAACAGCUAGACGGUCGCGUCAAGGAUCAGGAGAGGCGCCUGGCAAGGUGGCAGGAUUUUGGAAAGAGGCUCUCGAAGACUACCGGGCCAUCCCCGUCGAAAGGGUCUGCCCCAGCGUCUAAAGUGGCAAGCAAGAUAGAUCUGGGAUUUACCCGACACCAAGCCAUACAAAUCGCAAGAAGCGGCACGGACAAGGUGGUACACACCAACUGUGUCUCCUUGGCCGAAUACACUCGCCUUAUUGACAACAUGAGGACUGAGCUGGCAGAUGUCAGUAAGCCUCAAGUCCAGAAUCGCCCUCCUCGACAGAACCUGGCCGCGGAUAAGCGAAGGUCGCUUCUCGUCCCAACUUCGCCCAUGCUCAAGCUUGAGGAACCGGCCGAAGAAAUUGAUGAAGCGUGGUCGUCAGCUAGUGACUUGGAUGAAAAGUUUCCAGAGAUCGUCAGUUCUGUGGCCCGACGUGUAUCUCUCACACCAGCUCCUAAGUCUCCUGCAAGUUCUGGAGCCAUAUUGCCUCUGCGUCGAAUGAAACCAAGUAGACCACCAGUUCCUAGAUUCCCAGAUACGGCUGCACCCCAAAAGGGCUCAAGGCCGAUAUUAUCGCCUCAGCCAUCUCCGCAAGAACCUAUAUCACCUGAGGUCCGACCCAGUACUCCUCCUGCCAUGGCAAAGAGUCCACCACCACAAUCUAGAAACCCCAUUGAAUCCGAGAGUGAUCUUGCAGACCAAAUUCUCAACUCAGUCUCCGCUUCGUCUCCCUCUCCGAAGAAAGCGAGGCAUACCUUAUCCUUGGCAGAGCGUACUAGACUCUCCAUGGCGCGAACGUCACAUUCCCAAUUCUCCGAACUCGAGGGCGAAAUCGAAAUUGCCGACGUUCCACGUCUGCCCGUAUCUCGGCCAUCUCUUGCACCUCGGACUCCAUCCAUUGAAACAGACCCGCAUGCAGACUUGAUCGAGCGGACGCGGAAGAGCAUGGCCGGGUUCGAGGCAGCACAAAAGAAAGCGCAAAUUGAGAGAAGGCGAAGUGUGAAAGAAGCCAAGGCUAAACAGAGGCAGUCGAGUUAUUUCCCCAAGGUCGAGGAAGAGGUUGCCACCCCGAAUACGAGCGCUGUUGAGUUACUCGAAGGGGAUCCGGAUUAUGAGAGUGUGUUCAAGAGUAGGCCCAAGAUUGCCACGAGUCCGGCUGUAAGCUCGCCCAAGGCCUGGGAAGGGGAGGAUGAAGAGGAAAGAGUUUAG